Strongyloides ratti is the source of this 231-nucleotide messenger RNA. RefSeq lists its product as hypothetical. The coding region runs from base 1 to 231 and encodes 76 amino acids. The record is from RefSeq and is a predicted model, not a curated record. Lineage: Eukaryota; Metazoa; Nematoda; Chromadorea; Rhabditida; Strongyloididae. The transcript has 2 exons.
AUGCAUAUUUCUUUCAUUGUUUUCUGUAUUCUUUCAUUAGCUGCUUUAUCAUUUGCUUGGCCAAGUGGAAAUUAUGACAUUGAUUAUUCAUCUCCAGAUUAUGAUAAUGUUUAUAAAGCAAUGGUUAUAAAAGGAAAACGUUCACCAAGCAUUGGAUUGUCUCUUGCUGAGUACAUGGCCGGAACUCAAGGUGGAGACAAUUUUCAUUUUAUUCCAUCUGGAAGAAAGUAA